ACAAUCUUCCGAGUCAUGGCGGUCAGUCUCAUCGCUCGCUUCUACGUCACUUCUGCCUCCUCUUCAUCUUCUUACUCCGCUUUCCGCUUGAACCAAAUCGGUCUUAGACUUAUAGCGGCUGUCUCCACUAGAAGGCAUCACUGCAGCUGUAAGAGAAUGGCGGCUUCUUCACUCCCCCAGCAAGACAAAAUCCCUGCUCCUUACGGCUCUUGGAAGUCCCCCAUCACCGCAGACGUCGUUUCUGGCUCCUCCAAGCGACUCGGAGGCACUGCCGUUGACGCCCGCGGCAGCCUCAUCUGGCUUGAAUCGCGCCCCACUGAAGCCGGACGAGGGGUUCUGGUGAAGGAGCCGGGGAAACCGGGGGAUGAACCUGUUGAUAUCACGCCUAAGGAGUUUGGGGUAAGGACAGUUGCUCAAGAAUAUGGUGGUGGAGCUUUCAGGGUUUCUGGUGAUACGGUCAUAUUUUCGAAUUACAAGGAUCAACGACUAUACAAGCAGUCAUUAAAUUCUAAAGAUUCUACUCCUCUACCACUUACCCCAGAUUAUGGCGGACCAUUAGUCAGUUAUGCAGAUGGAGUCUUUGAUGCACGCUUUAAUCGUUAUAUCACUGUACAGGAAGACCAUCGUGAAAGUAGUUUGAAUCCAACCACGACAAUUGUGACAAUGGGGAUUGGUGGCAAGGAUAUUCAGGAGCCAGAAGUAUUAGUAGGCGGGAACGAUUUCUAUGCUUUUCCACGCUUGGAUUCCAGGGGUGAAAAAAUGGCAUGGAUUGAAUGGUGUCAACCUAACAUGCCAUGGGAUAAAUCAGAACUCUGGGUUGGUUAUAUUUCUGAAAAUGGAGAGGUCUACAAGCGCAUCUGUGUUGCUGGCUCGGAUUCUACGCUUGUGGAGUCUCCAACUGAACCUAAGUGGUCCCCUAAUGGGGAACUAUUUUUUAUUACUGAUAGAAAAAGUGGCUUCUGGAAUAUCUACAAAUGGGUUGAGUCUGAGAAUAAGGUAGUAGCAGUUUAUUCUUUGGAUGCCGAGUUUGCCAGACCAUUAUGGGUAUUUGGCAUGAAUUCUUAUGAAUUCAUUCAGAGCAAUGAACAGAAAAAUUUAAUUGCUUGCAGCUAUAGGCAGAAUGGGACAUCAUAUCUUGCAAUUCUGGAUGAUGCUCAGAGUUCAUUAUCUCUGCUUGAUAUUCCUUUCACAGAUAUAGAUAAUAUCAGUUCAGGGAAACAAUGCUUGUAUGUGGAGGGAGCAUCUGCAUUUCAUCUGCCAUCAGUAGCUAAGGUGACUCUAGAUGAACAUAAAACAAAAGCAGCUGAAUUUGAGAUUAUUUGGUGUUCUUCAUCUGAUGUUUUAAAGUACAAGUCGUACUUUAGCGUGCCUGAGUUCAUAGAAUUCCCAACAGAAGUGCCUGGUCAAAAUGCAUAUGCAUACUUCUAUCCACCAUCUAAUGCUGAGUUCCAAGGUAGUUCGGGAGAAAAGCCCCCAUUGCUAUUGAAAAGCCAUGGAGGCCCCACAUCUGAAACACAUGGGUCGUUAAAUCUGAACAUUCAGUACUGGACUAGUAGAGGUUGGGCAUUUGUUGAUGUCAACUAUGGUGGAAGCACUGGUUAUGGCAGAGACUAUCGAGAUCGGCUUUUGGGGCAGUGGGGAAUUGUUGAUGUUAAUGACUGUUGUAGUUGUGCUAGAUUUUUGGUGGACUCUGGAAAGGUAGAUGGGGAACGACUAUGUAUAACUGGGGGCUCUGCUGGUGGAUAUACAACCUUAGCAGCUCUUGCCUUUAAAGAAACUUUUAAGGCUGGAGCUUCCUUGUAUGGUGUAGCUGACUUGAGCUUGUUGAGAGCAGAAACACACAAAUUUGAAUCUCAUUAUAUUGAUAAUCUUGUAGGAAGUGAAAAGGAUUACUUCGAGAGGUCUCCAAUUAAUUUUGUUGAUAAAUUUUCCUGCCCUAUAAUAUUAUUCCAAGGAUUGGAGGACAAAGUUGUAGCUCCUGACCAAGCCCGUAAAAUUUACCAGGCAUUGAAAGAAAAGGGUCUACCGGUUGCUCUUGUAGAGUAUGAAGGAGAACAACAUGGUUUUCGCAAGGCUGAGAACAUUAAGUUCACACUGGAACAACAAAUGGUUUUCUUUGCACGAUUGGUUGGACACUUCGAUGUUGCAGACGAGAUUAAUCCAAUUAAAAUUGAUAACUUUGACUGAGCUGUGAGUGAAAAGGAGCAAUCAAUCUGUUGGUUUCAAUAAGCUUUCAUCUGCUUGAAUUUUUUACUACACCAAACAAGCUGAAGCUUUGGGUCUUGAAAGUGAGUACAGGCGUGCUCAAUCCCCUUAUCUUGUUAACCAGUUGUUCCAGAAACCUGAAAAAUGACUACGCAUCACGUUCUGUAUAAUUUUAUCUUUCAAAUAAGCGUAGAGAUUAUUGUUCCUGGUCAAUUAUAUGAUAUAUUUGAUUGAGUUUCUAAUGAAGGAUUUUUUUUUUUUUUUUU
Molecule: messenger RNA, 2471 nt
Organism: Carya illinoinensis
Lineage: Eukaryota; Viridiplantae; Streptophyta; Magnoliopsida; Fagales; Juglandaceae
Exons: 19
Coding region: 16-2187 (723 amino acids)
Biological process (GO): proteolysis
Molecular function (GO): serine-type peptidase activity
Source: RefSeq, a predicted model, not a curated record